AUGACAUAUUUUUCAUCAAUUACUAUUAUUCAUUUUGCCGUUUUAACCAAUUCAAUUCGAAAUCACCGACCAUAUCGACUGGAUGGGUAUGUACUAUCAUCAUCAACAAUAGCGCUAAUACCAUCAACAUUGCCAACAUUAUCAACACUAUCAUUGCUAUCAUCACCAUCACCAUCACUACUAUUUGUACAAUCAUCAUCAUCACCAUAA
This is a messenger RNA of Cercopithifilaria johnstoni, 210 nucleotides long. The record is from the annotation of a GenBank genome assembly. NCBI's taxonomy places the organism in Eukaryota, Metazoa, Nematoda, Chromadorea, Rhabditida, Onchocercidae.